Folsomia candida is the source of this 1370-nucleotide messenger RNA. RefSeq lists its product as uncharacterized. The transcript is spliced from 4 exons. Bases 70 to 1341 code for a protein of 423 amino acids. NCBI's taxonomy places the organism in Eukaryota, Metazoa, Arthropoda, Collembola, Entomobryomorpha, Isotomidae. The record is from RefSeq and is a predicted model, not a curated record.
CUCACCUCUAGUAUUUGUCUGACAUUUAAGUUUGGGUUGGCGCAGUUAAAUUGAAAUAAAUAAAAAAAUAUGGAGCUACCGAAUAUUGAGUGUGUUAGGCUAUUUGAGGAGAUGACUUUCGUGCAGUUAUCUGCUACACUCCAAUCAGGACAAAAUAUUUUGUCGCGUAAAGCGCGAGAACUCGCUUCUGGUGGUGAAAGUGCUUCCACGGAUGGUGGUGAAAGUAGUACUACUGAUGGUGGUGGAGAGAGAGAUCCCAGGCCCAAGAAGAAGAAGAAGAAAGUUGAGGUCGAUUUGGAGACUUUGAACUGGUUUGUUACCAAACCAUGCAAGCGUGAAGGUUGCGGAAAGUGUGACAAAGUAUACUCUGGAACCGAGUUAGAUAAUAGGUCGCCAUUUUCAGAGUCCAUCCAGCUCCAAGACGAGCCCCACUACUCAUGUCUCAAUGAUAAGAAUAUCGUAUAUGGAAAGUGGUGCUGGCAUCCAGGUGGAUGCUUAAGGGAGAAUGGGCAACCCUCUCUAAUUAAGAUAGGACAGACUGGGACGCCGUUGCAUAACGACCGAAUUGGUCAACAAUUGCAACAAGUGAAAAGCUGUACGACCACCAAAUACAUGCCCAACACGGAAGUAGCGAAUCAUUUUCGACACCACUGGGAAAAUGAUGAUGAGAAACGAGACCCCUAUCAGUUUGUUAGUUUCUCCAUUCUUCAACAACUUGGCACUGACAAGGAUGAGAAUGAUAGACUGAGAAUUGAAAGGGCGUUGAUAAUUCGUUUCAACACCAUCCUCCCAGACUAUGGAAUAAAUAGGAACAUUCCUAACCCUUCUACUGAGACUGAAACACCCCCCAAACAAUCAACUUCCUCCCCUUUGGUGAAUUGGGCACAAAAUCAAUACAUGAGAAGUGCAGAAUCCGAACCGAAAAGACCGUUUCCUCUUAAAAUCGCAGUGGCUCUAGCACUGAAACAAACUGAAGUCCCUUUUCAAGCAUUGUCCUCCGCCAUUUCAAAAUUUUUGUUUGACACCUUCACUUGUUUUAGUGUUAAACCCUCAACAAUCCGGUCAAUUUUGCACUGUAAUGGAGACCAAGACUACGAGUCCUUCCAUGUCUCACAGGAGGAUAAGACGAAAUGGUUUUAUACUGCUGUAAAAGGACGACCGGGACACAAAGGAUCAAGAGCCAUACCAACACAAAUUGGAUUUCGUGCAAGUAUUUGGCCUUCAACAAAUCGGAAAUUGAUCGAAUGGUUAGGAGAUGCAGAUAAUAUCGCUAUUCUUUACAAACAUGCCAAUCCAGAGGUUGAUUUACAAGCCAUCAUCGAUUUAUCACUUACUGCUUAAAUUAUUAUUUGGGUUGUCAAGGUAAAAGU